This is a messenger RNA of Tribolium castaneum (red flour beetle), 1652 nucleotides long. RefSeq names its product myrosinase 1. Gene Ontology annotation, biological process: carbohydrate metabolic process. Lineage: Eukaryota; Metazoa; Arthropoda; Insecta; Coleoptera; Tenebrionidae. Bases 126 to 1634 code for a protein of 502 amino acids. Gene Ontology annotation, molecular function: beta-glucosidase activity. The transcript is spliced from 4 exons. The record is from RefSeq and is a predicted model, not a curated record.
UCAUUAUCACAAUUGGCGAUCUAUUUUGUCAUUUUUUAUCAAGUGGUAAGCGCACAUUUUUAUUAAAAAUGUAGAUAUAUCCCCAUAUAAAUAACUAUCCCCAACCAUUUCUUCUCAAAUGCAAGAUGAAGCCAAUUGUGUUGCUGCUCAUUUGUGCAAGUGCUUUCGCACUUGCAGACAACCCUGACUACCACUUCCCCGAUGACUUCGUUUUUGGCGCUGCGACUGCCGCCUACCAAGUCGAAGGUGCAUGGAACGAAGACGGGAAAGGUGAGAACAUCUGGGACAGAGGUAUCCACGAGCACCAAGACUGGGUGGCUGACAAGUCCAAUGGAGACAUCGCCUGUGACUCGUACCACAAGUACAAGGAAGACGUUCAACUCUUGAAAAAUCUGGGAGUUAACUUUUACCGCUUUUCCGUAUCUUGGUCUAGAAUUCUUCCAACGGGGAAAACAGAUCAGAUUAAUCAAGCAGGGAUUGACUAUUACAAUAACUUGAUAAAUGAGUUGUUGGCUAAUGGGAUCGAGCCUUACGUUACGAUGUUCCAUUGGGAUUUACCACAGCCGCUGCAAGAUGAGGGCGGGUGGCCGGAGAGAAAAACGGCCGAUUAUUUUGUCGAUUAUGCGAAAGUUUUGUUUGAGAAUUUUGGGGAUAGGGUUAAACAUUGGAUGACUUUUAAUGAGAUUAUGCAGAUUUGUGAAGCUGGGUAUUCUGGGGGUAGUUUUGCUCCUUUUAUCAAAAAUCCAGGAAUUGGGGGCUACGAGUGUACCCAUACGGUACUUCUAGCCCAUGGGAGAACCUACCGGUUGUACGACAGUGACUUCAGGGGACAACAGCAAGGUCAGAUCGGGAUUGCGGUCGAUUCCUAUUGGCACGAACCCAAUUAUCCUGACCGGGAGACUGACCAACAAGCUUCAGAAAUCGAUAUGGAGAUGAAUUAUGGAUGGUUCGUCAAUCCCUUCGUCAAUGGCAAUUACCCGGACGUUAUGAUCGAACGAGUGAAAAAGACCAGCAUUGCUGAAGGAUAUAACAAGUCCCGCCUGCCAGAGUUUACCCCAGAAGAGCAAGAAAUGAUGAAGGGAACAUACGAUUUCAUUGGUUUGAACCACUACUCUUCUGAUAAAGUUUACCUAGCUGAUGACGGUGCUGGGGACCAUCCGUCCCAUUGGGCAGACACCGGUGUCAUAGGGUACCAAGACGCCUCAUGGCCAGGGUCAGCCUCCGACUGGCUUAAAGUCGUUCCUUGGGGCAUUAAUAAACUACUAGUGUGGAUUAAAAACCACUACAACAACCCACCAAUUCUCGUCACGGAGAACGGAUUUUCCGAUUAUGGUCAACUCGAUGACUAUGACAGAGCUAACUACUACAAAGAUUAUCUCUAUGAGAUACUAAAAGCUAUCCACGAGGAAAAUUGUAACGUUAUUGGAUACACCGCCUGGAGUUUGAUGGACAAUUUCGAAUGGAUGGCUGGAUAUACACAAAGAUUCGGCUUGCAUUAUGUCGAUUUUGAGGAUCCAGAGAGGCCGAGAACGAGGAAGUUAUCUUCGUAUGUUUAUAAUAAUAUUGUGACAACGAGGCAUAUUGAUUGGGAUUAUUACCCCGACUGGCCACCAACUCAAGAUAAGACACAAUAAAUUAAUGUCCAACCAUCA